UACAAACCACCCGCUCCCACCUAACACAACCAACUCCAACCCAUUGACAAUGGCCCACCAAACUCACAACAUCCCAUGGACCCUCCUCUCCUCCCACCUAAAAUACAGCCGCGCUAGCCAAUGCUCCUGCGGUGUAACAAACCUCCACCCACGAAUGCAACCAAACCAGGGCAGAGAACUUACCUUUUUCAUCAACGCAUUCGUCCGAAACAUCAAAGAGCACUCAGGCUGCGAGCGCAAAAAGUAUCCUAAUCACUACAACCCUCCAUCGAACGAUGAAAUCAUUCUCGAUGAGCGAACGGCGAGGAGGAUUGCGCCGACAGUUCGCCGGGUGAAAAUGGAUUUGAAUUGGGAAAAUCCUCGCAGGGAUUCGGAAGUCAUCGAGGAUCGAACGGUGAAAUUGUUUUUGACAGAGUAUCACCAUACCCCGUGUUAUCAAUUUCUAUAUUUCCAGCGGCAGGGAUUCUUGAAUCUACAGGUUGUUGCGACGCUGCUGCUCUAUGGGGAGAUGGAGACCAUUCUGCGGGGCUGUGCGCAUCGGGAUGUGGCGAUCGAGGGCUGGUUGGAUGCGAGGGAGUGUCAGUGUGGCUACGAACUUGGAUGGGAGCUCGUCUACGAAAAGGCUCUCACGGCGUAUAUAUGUCUGAAUCUGCUCUACUGCUUCCCCGAAACGCGGGAUAGCACCUCUUCUUCUUCUUCGUCUUCGACGAGCGAUGACAAGAAAGACUAUCGAGGUACCAAGCUCUACCAAUACGCUGUGAGGACAUGUACGGGAAAGCACAAACUUGCGGACCUCGUGACAUAUCCGCACCGACAGUUCUUUGGUAUUCCCGACGACCACUGGAGCUCUGCGGGGUUCUAUGUCAAGAAUAAGCAGCAUUGGCUGCGGUGGUCGCCUCAUACAUGCAUGUAUGGGUCUACGAGUGAAAACCCAGGUCUCUACGGACUCGUUCCCUUUCGCGAAUUUCUCUCGCUGGAGAGGCCUGCUGAGGAUGUAAUAUCCUAUCAACCGUUCGGAUCUGACGCGGCUGACGUCCGCGGUCUUUUAUGCCAGAAGGGCCUCCCUGUUGAGCUGGCAUUAGAUAUAAUGGAUCUGGCGGGAUAUGAGCCGAGGCGGAGACUAAGGAUCGAACAUGACCCCCUACAUCCGGAGAACCGUGAGGCGCUGGGCAAGUAUCUCACAUAUUGUUGGCAGAUCAUAGUCCGAUGUGAUAUGAUGGCACGAGAAAUCGGGAUGGAGAUUCCCUGGCAUGAUGUUAUUUCCAAGUGCCUUGUUCGAAUGCUGGACUCCAAGGGAUGUAGGCAUGAGAAGCGAUGGUACAGGACUGAGUGGUCUGAUGAUGGCAGCUUUUGGAGUCAUGUCUUUUCAUAGCUGCGCUGGCAUUUGACGAAAACCGAUGUACGGAGAUUAUCGAGGCGAAGGAGACCAUCAUCUGACUGCUCGAGCAGCAGUGCAGUCUGAACGUGGACUGGCACAUGGCUUCCAAGGUGGCCCUCGCUCGCUAUAAUUCAUCGCUCUAACUGCCAUGUCCCGUGCGGCAGUCUGGGGAUGAUGUUCUUGACACUAGACUGCCACGCAACAAGUUUCCGGUGAUUAAUUGGCUUCGACCUCCGCAAUCAACAAGAUUCCUGCAGGGUAACAUUGGGGAG
This is a messenger RNA of Aspergillus calidoustus, 1650 nucleotides long. The record is from the annotation of a GenBank genome assembly. Lineage: Eukaryota; Fungi; Ascomycota; Eurotiomycetes; Eurotiales; Aspergillaceae.